This is a messenger RNA of Hippocampus zosterae (dwarf seahorse), 1033 nucleotides long. It is a transcript of the gene chtf8, whose product is annotated as CTF8, chromosome transmission fidelity factor 8 homolog (S. cerevisiae). NCBI's taxonomy places the organism in Eukaryota, Metazoa, Chordata, Actinopteri, Syngnathiformes, Syngnathidae. Bases 149 to 556 code for a protein of 135 amino acids. The transcript has 3 exons. Gene Ontology annotation, biological process: mitotic sister chromatid cohesion. The record is from RefSeq and is a predicted model, not a curated record. Gene Ontology annotation, cellular component: Ctf18 RFC-like complex.
ACGUGACUUGUGUCAACGAUUUGGAUUUGGAUUUUACUUUUCGCUCCACUAUACGGUAUAUAUGGUUAGCUGCGUUUAUUUUGAAUGCGUCCGCAGUUUACUGAUCGUUUGUACUUCUUUAAUAUAUUGAGAAGUACGGGUGUGCACAAUGGUUCAAAUAGUCAUAAGAGGGAGUGUUGAUGGCAGCAGUCCUCCGGAGUGGCUGUUGAUCGAGCUGCAGGGAGAGAUGAUAUCCAGACAUAACUCGGGCCUCGCGGGAAGCGUGAUGGGAGACCUGAUCUACACCCAAGAGGGGGUGCCCGUGUUGAUAGUAGGACAUCACAUAUUGUACGGGAAGCUGGUCAAAUUGGAGAAAGCCUUUGCCGUCCUGACUAAGCAUCCUGCCCAAUCGCAGGGCGUUCUGGGCAGCACCGGCAGCCAUGAUGGCUCCCAGGUUGCCAUGGAAACAGAGCUGCACGGAUCCACCUCCUAUUCCGUUUCUGCACUCAUCAAGAGAAAACUUAUCUUUAAGACGCGACCCAAACCCAUCAUCACAAACGUACCCAAGAAAGUAUAGUGCGGCCGGACCGCAUGUUAUUAUGUAGUGUAAGCAUAUAUUAUGGAAAACGCGUUUUAAUGUUUGCGUGCAAGUAGUUCGGUCUCUGGAGCUGGACUGGCUGAAUUUCCAGAGCGAAAGAACCACUUUGACGAUCAUGUCAAAGCUAAAAGUUAGGCAGAGAUUCCAUGUUAGCACAUAUUUAACUGCGGGACCAGCAUUAGCUUCUGAUAAUGAUAAUGGUUGGCGAUGGCCUGGAGCGGCGCAAUAUUUACCAGUAGUGUGACUGUUUGGUGAUGUUUCCAUGUGUCAGAAAAAAACAAAACACUUUCAUUAUCUUUGGUGCUCGUUUAUUUUCCACACUCUGCUUCUGUUUGUAUAAGCUAGCAGCGAGGGGGGAGGGGAGGGAUUUAUUGGAACGUAUUUUCAAAUACUGUUGUCAUUGUGUGGGCUGCCUGUUUUGAAAAACGGUAUUUUAUUAAAGCAUUAUAGUACGUA